Messenger RNA from Racocetra persica, 153 nucleotides. The record is from the annotation of a GenBank genome assembly. NCBI's taxonomy places the organism in Eukaryota, Fungi, Glomeromycota, Glomeromycetes, Diversisporales, Gigasporaceae.
AUGAAACUAUUUUUAGAAUCUUUUGAGAUUUCUGAGACUUUACAAAUUGCUAUUACUCAGGUUGCGCUAACCUAUAAGGAUCACAGGUCAAAAAUCAUCUUUACACGAGUUAAACAGAUUAGAGAUACAAUAAGAUCUACUUCUAUAAUUUGA